This is a messenger RNA of Xenia sp. Carnegie-2017, 2892 nucleotides long. RefSeq names its product MORN repeat-containing protein 1-like. Gene Ontology annotation, cellular component: cytosol. The transcript has 15 exons. The record is from RefSeq and is a predicted model, not a curated record. NCBI's taxonomy places the organism in Eukaryota, Metazoa, Cnidaria, Anthozoa, Malacalcyonacea, Xeniidae. Bases 122 to 1639 code for a protein of 505 amino acids.
AUGGCAACUUAAACAUGGCGAAGAAUUGGCAAACUUUGUGCCGUGUUUGUCAAUGGUGUUUGUAGAAUAAUAAAAAUACUAGGGGAUUUAAAAGUUUUUACGACAUUUCUACAUAAUAAAUAUGUCUAAAGGUUUUAGAAGCACAACAGGAAAGGCAAUUGGCAACUAUGUAGGCGAGACAAGCAAACAAAUAAGAAAUGGUUUUGGUGUGUACAAUUAUCCUAACAAAUUUUUCCGUUAUGAAGGAGAAUGGAGGAAAGGAAAAAAACAUGGUCAUGGUCGUUUGGUAAUGGUUGAUGGCAGUUACUACGAAGGGUCUUUCAAGAAUGGUGAAAUUUCAGGUCAUGGUUACAGAAGCUGGUCUUAUAGUGGGAAUGUGUAUAUUGGAGAGUUUAAAUGUGGUGAAAUUUGUGGUAUUGGUGUUAUGACCUAUGGUAAUGGUGAAAAAUAUGAAGGUGGAUGGAAAGAUAACAAAAGACAUGGAGAAGGUGAGCUUGUUGAAGCAAAUGGAGAUAUUUACAAAGGAUCAUUUUAUCAACAUAAGAAACAUGGUAAAGGCCAUCAAAUUUACAGUAAUGGUGAUGAGUAUGAAGGGGACUGGGUGCAAGGAUUGAAACAAGGUCAUGGAAUAAUCAAAUAUAGUGAUGGUACAAUAUACAAUGGUCAAUGGCGAAAUAACAUGUUUAAUGGUGAAGGCUCCAUCUUGCAUGUGUCUGGAGUAAAGUAUGAAGGAAUGUGGAUUUCUGGAAGCCCUGCUGUGGAGUCAUCUAUAUUGGUGUGUGAAAGCAAUGUGAUUGAGAUAGAACAAGGACAAUGUUUUGAUUUGGAUGUUAUUUGUCAAACAGUUGAUGGAAAGGCUGUCAAUGAUGAAGGUCGACUCCUUCAAGUUACUGCUGGAGUAAAAAUAUUAAAUAAACGAUCAGAAGGAAAGUUUAGUGAUGAAGAGAUUAUCACUACUCCAUUUGAUUUUGAAGCAGAGUCUUAUCCACUGACAGAAAUGUUGCCAGAUAGUGAAUCUUUUGUUAAUGGGAAGAUAGAAGAAGUAUCUCUUACCAUUGAAACCGAAGACAAGAAUGUAGAAAUUGAUAGAUUGACAUUAGAAGAUACAUCUAAGAAUAAUUCCAGUCGUACAGCAUCAGCUGUAAGUCAUUUAACCCAAGAAAGUGUGCUACAACACUCCUCACUUGCAGAUUAUGGUGCUUCACCAGAAGGUAUAUCCAGUACAUCACAUGGCUAUAUAUUUCCAAGUGUCAGUACACUACGUACAAUUAACGGUCGCGCAACGUUUACAAAUCUUUUUCUACCUCCUUUUAAUCCAAGUUAUUCUUCUAUUACUGAAGACAACCCAGACAGUCAUGCAAGUCAACCUCAAAAAUGGAAACGAGUCAUUAAGAAAGGAAGUGCCCAGAAUAGUACAACAGAAGUGUCAGAUUAUAAAGAAGGGAAGCGUAGAAAAGAGAAGAAAGAAGAAAAACUUAAUGAUGAUAAAUGGAAAUACUGUAAACCCGGUGAUUACGUUAUUAUAAUUCAAGAAAUUACUAAUCCUCCAUUUUUUGACACAACUCUACAACCAGCUUACUGUCACGUAAAAGUUACUUCAAAGCAGAAGAGAGCAAAAAGCAAAAUGGACAAAAAAUAAGUAUUUUUUAUUCGUGUGCAUUAUAUUUUGAGGACGUUAAAAAAAAUGUACAUAUUUUACAAUGUGCAGUUUAUCUGCUUUAAAUGUUUAAUUGUUUUGAUAUGAGCUUUAUGAAAAGCAUUCGUCCGAUUCUAGGUGCGGCCAAUUUUCCAAUUUUACACGCGCAAUCAUACCUUGCAAUAAUUUUUCCAUCCAUCUUGGGAAUUGUUGCCCUAGUUCGUACGCAGUUCGUUUUUGUGUUCUCUUGUCUUCACUGAAAAUCGUUUUGUUUUGACAAGAGGACAUUUCCUCUUCUUCGAAAUCAUCAAAAACACUUCCAGGAUCACUUGGGGUUAUUUUAUUGAUCUUAAAUAUUGAAAGAUAUUUCUUUUUUGGAUUGAGAACGAGGACCGUGCCUGGGGUGAUCUUACCAAACGUUUGAACAUUCAUUACUUCAUUGCACCAUGCAAUAUAGCGAGGAAUUGAUAACCAUCCCAUUUUAAAAAUGCUUUCACUAAAAUCAAACACAAUAUAUAAUUAUAAUUGCUUGUGUACACAUUGUUUACAGGAUCAAAAAAUCUUACCGACGAAAAGGCUGAAUGAUAUUCGCAAAAGUUUUCACAAUUGAAAAAAAAGGAUAUAGUCAAAUGCGUUAUAAAUGUCGGUAGAAAUGAAUAAUGAUAAGAACUCACGAAAGAAAUGGAAAGAUGACGCUGAUGAAAAUAACCAUAAGAGCGGUCAUCACUAAAGAAAUCUUAGGAGUUAUCUUGAGCCAUAACAACAAGUGGGUGAGUUGGGUUUGGCCAUUCAUUUGUGAACAAAACAACGCAAUAACUAAAAUAAAUUGUCAUAUGUCAAUGUAAUAACAGAACUGAGGUAAGAUAAUGAUGAAGAAUUACCUAUGGCUCAUGGAGUAAGGUUGAUAAGGGCAAAACUUUGGAAAAUCAUUUGUGAAGAAAGUCGAGGAAGAUUCAAAUACAAAUUGUUGAAAAUUGCCAACUCCAAAGCUCCAGCUUUUAGAUCCGAACCCUAGAUAUUUAAGAAAUCAUUUUAAAGUUGAAACAUUAACAACUCUUAAAGAUAGCCCAUUAAAAAAAUAUAGUACCUACCUUCAAAAAAAUAUGAGGAAAUCUAACAUUCUCUUUAAAUAUCAUCAAUGAUGGAGUAGUUUUUGAUACACUAAAGUUGUUUAUUAGUUUUGGAUUUUUUGUAGUUUGGGCAUAACCAACACCGAUAUAAUGUCUAUAUUUAAAUACCACAGUUUUUAAAAGCAA